AUGAAAUCGUCAACUCGGCUUGAUUCAGUUGUGUUUCAGCUCACUCCCACUCGAACCCGGUGUGAUCUGUUGAUAACAGCUAAUGGAAAGACUGAGAAGAUAACUACAGGGUUGUUUGAUCCUUUUCUUGCUCACUUGAAGACUGCACAGGAUCAAGUUGCUAAAGGUGGCUACUCCAUUGUUCUCACGCCUGAGGAUAGUGAGAGUGCAGCUUGGUUCACUAAAGCAACUAUUCAAAGGUUUGUUCGAUUUGUGAGCAAUCCGGAUGUCCUAGAACGUGUUUACACUUUAGAAACUGAGAUCAUGCAGAUCAGGGAAGCAGUUAGUAUCCAGAACAACUGUGAAGUGGCUUUAACUGUUGCGGAAGAAAAUCUACGAACAAAAAGAGCAGAGAGUACACAAGGUAGCGGGCCAUUGCUGCAGCUCAACGAGGAGAAAACUAUUGUCCUUUAUGAGCCAGAUACACAUCCAAAGCAAGCAAAUCUGUCUACCACAUCAGAUGAAAACUCUAAAGUUCAAGCUCUGAAAUUUCUGGAGACAAGGAAGAUGGUGUUGCAGAAAGAACAAGGAAUGGCAUUUGCACGUGCCGUGGCAGCUGGUUUCCAAGUUGAUGAUAUCCUGCCUCUUAUAUCUUUUGCUAAAUCCUUUGGAGCCUCACGUUUGAUGGAUGCCUGCUUAAAAUUCAUGGACUUGUGGAAGAAAAAGCAUGAAUCUGGUCAGUGGGUUGAAAUCGAAGCAACACGAGUAAUGGCAACACAGCCAAACAUUUCUGCUAAUAUGCGUAGGAACUCAUGGCCUAGGACAACUGAAAAUAAUGAUGUGAAGUCUCAUACAGAUAAUAAAGCAAAUGUAAAUCAAGAACAUGUGCAAGGGAAGCAUCCACAGCCAAUGUAUGCACCAUGGCCAGUUCACUCUCCUCCGGGGACCUUUCCAGUAUUUCAAGGAUAUACAACGCAGAGCAUGCCUUACUACCCGAACUAUCCAUAUCCUUCUCCCUAUCCGUCUACGGAUGAUUCUAGGCGUAGUUCUGGCCAAAGAAAUGCUAAGAAACAUCAUUCAUCUUGUAGCGAGGACUCCGGAUCAGAAGAUCAGGACAUAGAGAAAGGAAAAUCAGGUAGGAGAAGGAAAUCAGGUAAAGUAGUGAUUCGGAACAUAAACUACAUUAAAUCAAAGAAGCAAGAUCUGUCAGGAAUAGAAUCUGAUGCUGAAGAGGAGGCAAUAGUAGAAUGUUACAAUACUAAAGAGAGAGAAACAAGAGGGACAGAGGCUGACACUGGGGAUUGGCAGGCAUUUCAAACUUUCUUAUUGCAAGAUGCUGAAACAGAAGAACGUACCGUUGACCAUUUGAUGGAGAAGGAAAUUGCAGGGAAGAAUAGGCAAGGUACAAGGAAGUAUGAUCCUUUGGCUUAUGAUGAGCGUGAAGCAGAAAGAUAUCAAGAAAGAGGUACAGCUGACAUUCGGAAUGGAGUUGUGACUCGUAGAGUCAGGAAAUCUACUGACUCUUUUAUGGUUCACCAGAGAGAAAAUGGUUUUGAGAAUCCUUCUGAUCCUCUCAACUUGAAUGGUUUUGAUAAUCCAAGGACUGGUUCGGAUAAAAGAUCAUCAGUUAACAUGGAUGAUGAUUCAUAUAUUGUUACUCGGGAAACUGAAAGCAAUACUCGAAAUGCUAUAGACAUUGGAUCAGAGAUCUCUUCGUACCAACAAGCUGAUGGAAAUGAAAGAAACAAGAUCAAUUACGAGCCUCAUGAUCUGACCCUGAUCCCAGAAAGAGAAACAGUGAAGUUAUCAGCUGGCUAUGAUCCUGCACUAGAAUUUGGAUCCAAAGCUUUAAAGAAAAAGAAUAACCAGGGAUCUGGAGUUACAAAGAAGUCAGUGAGAAAUCCAACAUCAAGACUUUCUAAUGAUGCUGCAGAUAAGAGGAAGGCUUCAGGGCUAAUACGGAAGGGAAGACCCACAAAGAUGAGUCCUUUAGAUGAAGCAAGAGCACGAGCUGAUAAGCUUAGAAAUUUCAAAGCUGAUCUUCUGAUCAUGAAAAAGGAAAAGGAAGAAGAAGAGAGGAAACGCAUCGAAGCUCUGAAAGUAGCAAGACAAAAGAGGAUUGCUGCUAAAAGCAAUUCAACGGUAGACCAGUCACAGUUAUCUGCACAAAAAACAAGAAAAAAUAUGCCAAACAGAUUUUCUCCUGGCGCUCCUAGAACAUCUAAGUUUAGUGACCAAGAACCAGGAUCAUUAUCACCUCUUCAACGCCGUCUUCCCAUAAGAAGUGCUUCUUUAGGCUCCAAUGAAUCUCAGAAAGUUCUCCAGAAUAGUAAACUGAGUUCCGGAAGUAAAUCAACAGGUAACGGGCUAACAAGAUCAAUAUCACCGCUACCUCCAUCUAAGAGAGAAACUAGAAUCAGUCUUGGUACUCAGAACCUGUCAGUUUCAAGGACAAGACGAGUAUCAGAACCCAAAAUGGGUAGUGCACCAAGUUCUGCAGUGAGGUCUUUGCACACGACAGGAAGUAGGCUAACAAGGUCGAUAUCACCAUUACCUCUAUCUAAGAGGGAAACCAGAGUUAGUCUUGAUAGUCAGAAUAAGUCAGUUUCAAGGACAAGACGAUUAUCAGAACCAAAAAUGGGUAACAAUAGUGCACCAAGUUCUGCAGUGAGGUCGCUGCGAACAAUAGCAUCCAAAAAAGUAUCUGAUACUCCGGAGAUUAAGAAAAUAUCGGCCAUUGUUAACUAUGAUAUAGCAAAAAUCGCAUCUCUUCCAGAACUGAAGAUAAAACCACCAAAAGGUCCUAACAAUGUUCUAGUGAAAGGGGUAGAGAAAAUUAAAGCUUCAGCGUCUGAGAUUGAACAAAGUGGAAACAAGAACAAACCCUUGUGCGAUGAAACUCCAGUGAUUGAGAAGACAGUGGUGAUGGUGUUACCAAGUUCAGCUCGAAGUAUAAGUGCAGAUCAGACGAAUGAGUCAAAGGUAGUCCCUGGAAACUCAAACAUCCAUGACUGUAGUCCUUCUGAAGGAGCUGAUAAGAAAGGCAUUGAAACAACGCAGGAUAGUGGCAAUGAUCUGGUCUUAGUUAGACCGGAAACUCUGAGUGACUUAAUAACAGAAACACCAAAGUUUCUGACAAUUCAAAGUGUUGUGGAGAAACCAUAUGAAGCUCCACAUGCUCGGGUUUCUUCGAUAGAAGUUCCAGGUACAGUGUACUCAGAGUGUUCCCAAGAACCUGGACCAAGCUUUCAUUUAAAUGAGACAAGGCAAGAAACUGUCAAAGUUCUUGCACCAGAAGCGAAGAUAAGUGAGGCCUUGGAGAAAUCUCAAACAAAGGAGUCAGCAACAAAAGGGAUCAGAAAACUGUUGAAUUUUGGAAAAAAGAGUCGGUCUUCGUCUACAAGUGACUACCAUACCAAGUCUAAUAAUGCUGUUGUCAGUAGCAACAAGGAUCAUGAACCAGCUACAACUGCUGCUGCGACAAGCGAAGCUUUUACACUAAAGAAUCUCAUAUCUCAAGAUGAAACACCUACAGCAGCACAGAAAUCUUCUCGCCAUUUUUCAUUGCUCUCUCCCUUCAAGAACAAGAAGAAAGUAUCAUGAGGAAAGUGAAUGAAACAGAGAUCAAUCUCCAUUUACAGUCUUCAAAUCUUGUAGUGACUGAGUAUCUAUAUAGCAUCCAGCGAGCCUCGUCUGAGUAUUUCAGAACACUUGAUUCCAAAUGCAAUGAGAUGGAUGCACUUGUCAACCGAUAAAUGUUAGGAUUGUUCUAUUCCAUUUUUUAUAAGAAAAAAAAGAGAAUUUAUUUUGGAUUUUGAUAAUCCACAUUUCUCAUGUUAUUACACCUAUUAGAUCAUUAUUUGGGAGUGUCUACGAAUCUACACUUUCUAAAAUGAACAUAAUUUGUAUAGAUCAUGAGUUUUAUAUCAAAU
Eruca vesicaria subsp. sativa (arugula) is the source of this 3911-nucleotide messenger RNA. The record is from the annotation of a GenBank genome assembly. Lineage: Eukaryota; Viridiplantae; Streptophyta; Magnoliopsida; Brassicales; Brassicaceae.